Messenger RNA from Aplysia californica (California sea hare), 2350 nucleotides. Its product is annotated as sodium/calcium exchanger 3-like. Gene Ontology annotation, molecular function: calcium:sodium antiporter activity. Gene Ontology annotation, biological process: sodium ion transmembrane transport; cell communication; calcium ion import across plasma membrane. The coding region runs from base 168 to 2204 and encodes 678 amino acids. NCBI's taxonomy places the organism in Eukaryota, Metazoa, Mollusca, Gastropoda, Aplysiida, Aplysiidae. Gene Ontology annotation, cellular component: postsynapse; axon; sarcolemma. The record is from RefSeq and is a predicted model, not a curated record. The transcript has 3 exons.
AUUGACCUUUUGCACCUUUUCGUUCUUUCCAGAUGACGUUCAGGGAAAAAUGACACACUUACUAGGAGGAAGUCAGCCUUGACGAAAAGCCCACAGACGUAGCCUCAAACCCCGCCCCUCUGUGCAACAGGAAGUGACCCGCGGCCCCCCAGGCCCCGCCCAUCACCAUGGUGCCGCUGGCACAACUCCUCCCCCUGGCGGCCAUCGCCUCGGCCAUUCGCGCAUGCACCAAAAUGGCGCUGGUAUCGCUUCCGGUGCUGCUCGUGCUCCAAAUCGUCGACCUCAUCUCCUUUGCAGACGCUGCUGCGUCGGGUUACGGCGACCUCAACGACACGCUGUCGGACCCUGAUAACAAAACGUGCAACCGCUCCGCCAGCGCCUGCAAGGAAGGCCUUUUCUUGCCCAUGUGGAAACCACAGGGAAAUCUCAGUAACGGCGACAAGGCCGCGCGAGCCACUGUGUACAUGGCGUCCAUGUUCUACAUGUUCCUGGGCGUGUCCAUCGUAGCUGACAGGUUCAUGGCCUCGAUUGAGGUCAUCACGUCCAAAGAAAAAGAAGUGGUCGUGAAAAAGCCGGACGGAGUGACCACUGUGGUCAACGUGCGGAUCUGGAACGAGACGGUCUCCAACUUGACCCUCAUGGCUCUGGGUUCCUCUGCGCCGGAGAUCCUCCUGUCCAUCAUCGAGAUCUGGGGCAAUGACUUCGAGGCCGGCGAUCUGGGCCCCAGCACCAUCGUAGGCAGCGCCGCCUUCAACCUGUUCAUCAUCAUCGCCAUCUGCGUCUACUGCGUCCCGAGCGACGAGGUGAGGCGCAUCAAACAUCUGCGCGUGUUCUUCAUCACCGCCACGUGGAGCGUGUUCGCCUACCUCUGGCUCUACUUCAUCAUCGCGCUCAGCUCGAGGGGCGUGGUCAAGAUCUGGGAGGCGGUGCUAACGUUCCUCUUCUUCCCCGGGACGGUGGUCACGGCGUACAUAGCGGACCGGAAGAUCCUGGUCUACAAGUUCCUGUCCAAGAAGUACCACGCCAGCAAGCGGAAGGGCGUGGUCAUCCAAUCCGAGGGCCUCCACGAGACGGAGAUGGCGGACGGCAAGGCCACUCAGCUCACGGAGGAGGUCGUCUAUAAAGGCGUGGACUCCACAAACGUCGACGUGAGGGAGUUUGAGCAGCAUCGACGCGACUUUAUCGAAAUCUUACGUGAGUUGAGGAAGAAGAACCCCAACAUGGACAUGAAGACUCUGGAAGAGAUGGCCGAGUACGAGGCCGUGAACCGCGGGCCCAAAUCCCGCGCUUUUUACCGGAUCCAGGCGACCAGGAAGCUGACUGGCGGCGGGAAGGUCAUCAAGAAGGCGAAGAUCGAGCGCCGCGCGAGUCUCCAGGACGUGAAGCUGGACGAGGAGGAAGAGAGUCCCAUCACGCAAGUGUUCUUCGACCCGGGUCACUACACGGUGAUGGAGAACGUGGGCACGUUCAGCGUGACUGUGACGAGAGAGGGCGGCGACAUGAGCAAGACCUGCUACGUGGACUACAGCACAGAGGACGGCACCGCCAACGCGGGCUCCGACUACAUCGGCACCCAGGGCACGCUCGUGUUCCAGCCCCACGAGAGACACAAGCAGUUCGAGGUGACCAUCCUGGACGAUGACGUAUUCGAGGAGGACGAACAUUUCUACGCUCAGCUGACCAACGCGCGGCUCGGGGACGCUUCGGGAAUGUUCGAGCCAGGCGACGACAACGUGCAGCUGGUCACCCCCUUCAUGGCCACGGUGAUGAUUCUGGACGAUGACCACCCCGGAAUUUUCCACUUCGAAGACCGCGAGAUGACCAUUACCGAGAAUAUCGGGGAGGUUCUGAUCAAGGUGUGCCGAGCCUCGGGCGCCCGUGGGUGUGUGAGGGUUCCCUACCACGCGGUGGACGGCACAGCCAAGGCGGGCAAGGAUUACGAUGUUGUCAGUGGCGAGAUCUUCUUCGAGAACGACGAGGCUGAACAGUUCAUCAAGAUCCGUAUCGUGGACGACGAGGAGUACGAGAAGACGGAGACGUUCUCCCUGGUGUUGGAUGAACCCACUCUCGUCAAGAAAGGAUCAGAUUCGGAUUCCUGUACCGGUUCUCGCGACGGGUCCACAGAGGGCUCGAGAACCGGUUCCCGGCGCGGUUCCUUAGAUCCAGAUAAGUAUCUGCAACUACUGUCGCCGCUGUGUCGGUGACGCUGAGUGUGUGUCGGCCUGCAUGUCGCCGGCGGUGUCGUAGUGUCGCCAGCUUCAGGGCUGUGUAGUUGUCUCGGCAGCUAGAGAAGCUUGUUGUAGUAAAACUGUCACUGCCGAUCGCUCGCCUCCUUCUCCUCCUUCUCCUC